Molecule: messenger RNA, 366 nt
Organism: Lactuca virosa
Lineage: Eukaryota; Viridiplantae; Streptophyta; Magnoliopsida; Asterales; Asteraceae
Source: the annotation of a GenBank genome assembly
AUGAAAAUAUUUUUACCCGUUCUCUCUUUAUACGGUAAAGUUGGCCAAAAUGUCAGACAAAAAAAAAAGCCGCAAGUUGAUGCACAUGGGAUUGAAGGGUUGCUCAUGGCCUUACGAUUCUUAAAAGUAAAAUCUCAUAGACAGUUUAACACCAAUUUCUCAAUACAUGAUCGUUAUCCGCACUGGUUCUGUGCUCUAUCUUGCGGAAUAAAAAUGGACUUUGGAUCUCAUUCCACAUACCAGUUUCAAGGAAUCAUGAUUGUGUUACUUGGUGGUGUCUGGAGUUUUGGCUUAGGAUUGGAAAUACCUGCUCUUUCUUCUGAAGGAGGAAUAGCAAAGAUUGGAAUGCUUAGAACUGAGGGAUAG